AAGUGCAUUCUGGGAAUAUGUCACGCACAAACACUUUUAAGAAUAUAUAAGUAGAUAUCAAGUUAAUAAUAUAAUCGAAAAUUUACUUCUGUUAUAUUAAGUCGAUGUAGAUAAUGCAACAUAACGUUUUAUGAUAAUACAACAGUGAACGUUCGAUGCGUUAAUAUAACAAUGGCGGAAGGAUCGGAGGUAUGUUAUUUCGAUUUACGGGUUGUACAUGAUCAUUUUGACAAAGCUCUUGUGCAGGAUGAUGAUGUUGAUAUUAAAGCAUAUUUGGAUGCCUACAAUGAAUUAUACAAGUUUUUCCAACUUAUGGGCAGUGUAUUCAGUUUUGUUUCUUCUGAUUUAAAGCAAAAGAUCGACAUUCUUGGUGACUUAUUAAAUAAAAAUGAUCGAAAUUAUAUAACCAUCAAGACUAUGAUCGAGUAUGAAAAAGAAAACAAACUUUUAGAGAAAGCAGAUUAUGUUAAUGGAGCACGUACUUUGCUGCGACUCCACAGGGGCUUAGAUUUUAUAAGAGAAUUUUUACAUCAACUAGGAGAGAUAAGUGACACUGAUAAAACAUCUACUUGCUGCCAAGAUGCAUAUAAUAAAACCUUAGCAAAACAUCAUCCAUGGGUAAUACGUAAAGCUGCAGUAGUAGCAAUGUAUACUAUGCCUACUAGAGAAUUAUUAUUUAAAAAGGUUUGCGGUGUGAAUGUACAACGAAAUGUAGAUAUUCUACCAAAAAUGCUUGAAGUUACUGUCGAUGUACUCAAUCGUACUCAUACUUUAUUUGAAUUGCAUCAGCUGCACACCUUGCCAUGAAAAGGAAAGUAUUGUGAUUAACUGAAAGUCUAUACGUCAGCUUUCACCAACUUUGGUUGAAUUCGCAAAGUAUAAAUGUUUGUGAAACGCAAUCAAUGAUAAUUGCGUUAUUAUACAGGGUGUUUCAGUAGCUUUGUAACAAAUAAUUAUCAGGAUAACUAUUGGUCAUACAAGGAUAGUUCUUGUUUAAUUUUUAAAUUUUAUUUUAUAAUAUGAGUAUCUGUGUAACAGAUUCUCAGAAAUGGCCUUACAACCAUUGAUUUUGAUAAUCAAUUAAUAUCUUACUUAUCUAAAAUUAUUGAACAAACAAGUUAACAUUAAUACUUUAUAAUAAAGUUAUUGAAUCAUCUUGGUAAACAACAUUACAGAUCACUAUAUACAAGCACGCUCGUUUUGUAAUAUUUACGUUAUAUAACAAUUUAUAAUUAUAUUAACUGAAUACGUACAAAUAGACGUUAGUAUGCGAACGUCUUUCUCAGCCAUAGCAUAUCAUAUACCGAAAAAAUAAAACAUUCCUUUCAUGCAUUUUGAUAACAAAGAACACGAAUUAAUUUUCCUGUAAGUAACUACGUCAUAUAUUAUAUUUAUAAAAUUAAUGAACGUUUAUACAAUAAUAAUCUUUAUGGAAAAAUGUACAUGGUAAAUGAAUCAUA
Messenger RNA from Vespa crabro (European hornet), 1460 nucleotides. RefSeq names its product ceramide-1-phosphate transfer protein. Gene Ontology annotation, biological process: intermembrane lipid transfer; ceramide transport. Gene Ontology annotation, cellular component: membrane; cytosol; cytoplasm. The transcript has 4 exons. The record is from RefSeq and is a predicted model, not a curated record. Gene Ontology annotation, molecular function: ceramide 1-phosphate transfer activity; ceramide 1-phosphate binding. NCBI's taxonomy places the organism in Eukaryota, Metazoa, Arthropoda, Insecta, Hymenoptera, Vespidae. The coding region runs from base 172 to 807 and encodes 211 amino acids.